Paramuricea clavata is the source of this 944-nucleotide messenger RNA. Lineage: Eukaryota; Metazoa; Cnidaria; Anthozoa; Malacalcyonacea; Plexauridae. The record is from the annotation of a GenBank genome assembly.
AUGGCAUCUUACCAGUGUGAUCGAUGUCUGAAACAGUUUUCGUCCUAUUAUAAUGUCAGGCGACAUAAGGCGAGCCAUUGUGCAUAUGCAAAGAUUGACGAUAAUGCCUCGAUGGAUGGAGGAGGAAGUAGCUACUCAGAUGAGCAAAGUGUGGACUCUUUUCCAGACGAAGAAAGUGUAACGGAAACUGAGGGAGAUGAAAACAGUGAGAAUUCCGAAGAUGAUGGUGAAAUAAAGGAAGAGAUUGAUCCUUGGGCAACCAUGAUUGACGAUGCAAAGGCGACCGUUCGACCAGAGUAUGAUGAAUUUAUGAGAACGUUGCAAAUGGAUGGGCAAGAAGAAAGUGCAGCUAAGCAGAAAGCCUUUGAAAACGUUCUCCCUGAACUUCAGAAAGAAUUCGCUGACGUUUACGUGGAUAAUUUACGAUGGAUGAAUGCACUUAAAAAUGAUCCUGUGCAUAGAAAGAUUAUGGAAACGAAGGAGACAUUAGCGAACGAAGACUCGUUUGAUCCUGAUGAAGCUUUAUCUGCAGCGGUUGACAAAAGAAAGUUUCUGUUGAAACAGCUUUUAGAAGAUCAAGGACGUUUUUCAGAUAGUGAUGAAUCGUUGUAAUGUUUAUGUGAAAUAAAUAUUGAUUAAAACUGUAUUGUGCCUUGUUUCAUUGCAACAAUAAGUCCUUGUGGAAAAAUGGACAUUAGAGUUUAACCAUACCUUCUACCGGGCCAUCGGGCCUAAUCGGGCCAAAAAGUGCCAUUUCGGGCCUAAUCGGGCCUUAAUGCGAAGAAUGCGAAGCAAAGUGCGAAGAAUGCGAACCAAAAUGCGAAAAAUGCGAAGCAAAAUGCGAACUCAAUGCGAAGACGCAUGAGCAAAAUGCGAAGACGCAUACGUACCCCGAGGGAAGCCUUAGGGAACCCCUAAUUUAUGCAAGCAAAACAGUAUCGUAG